AUGCCACCAUGGUCCAUGAUCUCGCCUGCCUCGCGAGGCAUUGGCUUCGCGCUUGCCAGAAGAGUACUCCAGACCACCAAUGCGCCUGUUGUCGCGACGGCGCGUAAAGAUCUCGAUAGGACGAAAGAGCAGCUCCUUGAAGGGUUAGAUGUCGACGAGGCACGGCUGAAGAUGCUUAAACUCGACGUUACGGACGAAUCAACAAUUGCAGAUGCAGCCGCCGUAUGCAAGGAGAAGUUUAAGCCAGGAGACCAUCGGCUCCAGCUUGCGUUCUUCGUCCCAGGAUUGCUCUUCCCUGAAAAGUCGCCAGCUCAAAUCGAUGCCAGAGAUGCGCUGCUAACCUUCCAAACCAACACGCUAGGGCCGAUGCUCAUGAUCAAGCAUUUCUCAUCAUUCUUGCCCAAGAAAAGUGCGUCGUUUGAGGAGGACGUGGAGGCUAUGAAGGGACUUCCAGCUGCCGCAAGCAUGGCGAUCAUGUCUGCCCGUGUGGGUAGCAUAUCAGACAACCGCCUUGGGGGCUGGUACAGCUAUCGCGCGUCAAAAGCUGGUGUCAAUCAGGUAGCAAAGACAUUCGACAACCACCUACGAACUGCGUCUGGCGACAAAGCCAUUUCAAUUUCUCUGCACCCUGGCACGGUCAAGACCGAGUUCAGCAAAGAAUUUUGGGGCGGUGUUAAAGAGGAUAAGCUCUUCGAGAAAGAGUUUGUCGCAGAGCGGCUCGUGGAUGUGGUCAAGCAGGUAGGAGUGGAUGGACGAGGCAAGUGCUGGGACUGGGAUGGCAAGGAAGUGCCGCCUUGA
Ascochyta rabiei is the source of this 798-nucleotide messenger RNA. RefSeq lists its product as uncharacterized. NCBI's taxonomy places the organism in Eukaryota, Fungi, Ascomycota, Dothideomycetes, Pleosporales, Didymellaceae. The transcript is spliced from 2 exons. The record is from RefSeq and is a predicted model, not a curated record. Bases 1 to 798 code for a protein of 265 amino acids.